AUGACGUGGGAGGACGCUCUGGAGCACUGCAGAGAAAGCCACGCUUACCUCACCAGCCUGCUCUCUGAAAACGAGCACCUUCUGGCCCAGAGAGAGAUCCAGAAAGCUCACAUCACCAAGUGGGUGUGGAUCGGCCUUCGUUACCUGGAGGACCGCUGGUUUUGGGUGAACAAUAACCCUCUGGUGUACCAGGCCUGGUCCAAAGAAGGAGCUCAGGACCGCCAGUGUCCAAAACAGAGACGCUGUGGAGCUUUAACCAAAGAUGGACUGUGGGAGAACUUGGACUGUCGGGACAAACUCAACUUUAUCUGCCACUGA
This is a messenger RNA of Epinephelus fuscoguttatus (brown-marbled grouper), 318 nucleotides long. RefSeq names its product dromaiocalcin-1-like. NCBI's taxonomy places the organism in Eukaryota, Metazoa, Chordata, Actinopteri, Perciformes, Serranidae. The transcript has a single exon. Bases 1 to 318 code for a protein of 105 amino acids. The record is from RefSeq and is a predicted model, not a curated record.